UCACAAGCCAGUUUGUUGAUCGAGCUUGCAAAGCUUCCGUCCCUCCUUGCGUUAUCGCUGCCGUUCUCUGACGGGGCAAUCAACAGGGGGAGUAAACAGAAAAUCCGAACACCUCAGUUCUGAAGUCAGGGGUACAGAGGGCUCUGUUGCACGAAAGAAAUGGAUUCCUCUCCGACCAUCGGGGAGUUCUUCAGCACGCUGUGCGAGAUGGGCUUCAGCGAGGCGCAGAUCCAGGCCGCCGUGCAGGCGGGGCACUUCUCCGUGCCCGAGGCUGCCGAGUGGCUGUUACAAGGUGGAAGUCCAAGGCACAAGCUUGUCAAGCAGUCUUCCCAGCCACUUGAGACUGCCUUCUCUGCUUUCAAUCCCCCUAUAGGCCAGGAUGCCCCGCCCACUGCAGGCUCAUCACAGGAAGUACCACACGACUCCCACAGUCCAGGCACGUCCCCUCCCGCUCCCCUGGAGUCGCGUAUUAAGCAGGAUAAGAACGACUUCCAGGAGCAGCAGAGGCACCGCGUGGCCCAGGAGGCCAGAGCCGAGAAGAGGCAGAAGAAGCAGGAGAGGGAGCUCGUGCUGAAGCGGAUUGCAGAGGACAGGAGGAGCCUGCAGCAGAAGGCCCAGCCCGCUGGCCAGCCGGAGCUCUCCACCUCGCCUGGGGGGGGGCAGCGUCUGGGGGGCAGGGCGCAGACCAGCAUGGACAACCACUGCAUCCUCAUGAUCCGCCUGCCCUCCGGGGAGUCCAUGCGGGAGCGCUUCCCCGCGGACGCGCCCCUCCGCCGCGUCGUGGAGCACAUCUCCGGGCGCCACCCCUCCCUGCCGUCGUUCUCGCUGCUCCAGGGCUUCCCGCGCAAGCGCUUCGGGGAGGCGGAGCUGGCCUGCUCGCUGCGCUCCCUGGGCCUCACCCCCAACGCCGCCCUCUGCAUCCAGACCACGCCCCCGGAGACGCCCCAGGACCCGCCCAGCCCGGGCGCCCAGCAGGGCUGGGGGCGGGUGGAGGCGGCGGCGCCCCCCGACGGGUUGCCAGCGCACCCCAAUAAUGCCGCGAGGGAAGAGGAGGCAGAGGAGCCGGCGCUGCCCCCACCGCUGCCUCCGCCCCUGCCCCAGCAGCUGUGGGAGGAGGCGGUGGGCUAUGCUGGGAUCCCCGGUGUGCCUCCACCGCUGUCUGGGCCCUCCCACUUCUGGGGGCGGGGCCAGAAACUGGUGGCAGGCGGAGGGGAAGAGGGGUCCAGCUCCGACGAGGAAGCUCCGCCGGACGAGGGGAACGAAGAGCCAAACUUCCCUUUUCCUGCAGGUCUUCCCAGGCUGCCCUUCCUCCCGGACAACCGAGGCCGCGGAUCGAUGGACCCCGGCCACCGCUGGCCCAACCAGGGCAACAGGCUCAGAGAGGGGGCGCCAGAGGAAGUGGUAGCACCAGAAGAGAGGCGGGUGGCCCCUGGGGCAGCGGGUCAGGCUGCUGUGGAGCGCCUCCAAAGGGCCGCUCGACAGGACGACCCCUCGGGCUCCACAGGACAGCCGUCUCCCCCGAAGAGACCUUUCAGGACACCCAGCGUGCCCUCUCUCUGUGUCAUGGCAACCCGAGCCACCGUCACCUUAAUGACAGCCCCCAGUAUGCAGUACAGCAGCAGUCUCGCCUGCCUGACCCCAGAGCUGGCAGAGCUCCUGCUCAACCACAUGUCCCGCGAGAGGCUCCUGCGCCCGCGCACUCUGGAGCUCUUCUUCGGCUGCCCGCUUCAGAAGUUUGUCCUCAACUGCUACCCGUACUCGACGAACGAGCUGCUGCGGCAGCUGAGGGCCUUCACAGCCCUAAAGCACCUGAGCCUGGUCAACUCCCCUCUCAUCACAGACUCGGGCCUCUCGGUGCUUUCCAGCCUACAGAAACUCCAGCACCUUAACCUGGCCUCCUGCAGCAAGCUAACCGACUCCUGUCUGCAGCACAUCACAGGCCUCAAGUCACUCUCCUUCCUGUCGCUGGACCAUACCAAAGUGAGCGACGCGGGGAUGGUGACAUACCUCCAGUCGGCCCCCACGUCUCUCACCCAGCUCAGCCUGAACCAGACGGGCGUGACCGAGCUCACCCUGGUGGCACUGCCCACCAGCGUGCCACAGCUGCGGUUACUCAGCAUCAAGCACACCAAGGUCAGGGACGCCUCGGCCCUGGCAGAGCUGCUCAGCCUGCAGACGCUGUACCUAGAUGGGACAGGCGUGAAGGAGGAGUCCCUGGAACACCUGGCCACCCACCCAACCCUGUCUUCCCUCAGCCUGGCUGGAAUCCCCAUCGCUGACGGCAACCAUGCCCUCCAAAUCAUCUCCGAUCUGAGACUGACCCAGCUGACCCUUCCUGGGAGACACUCCGUGACGGACAGUGGGCUGGCCUUCCUGUCCAGAUUGUCCCUGCUGUCGGAGCUGGACCUGACCGACUACACGCACGUCACCGACCAGGGCACCGUCCACCUCGCCACCAUGACCAGGCUGAAGAAACUGUCUCUUAGCAACACCCUGGUGACAGACCGGGGCCUGCUUCCGCUGCGCAGCCUGCGGGAGCUGCUGGAGCUCUGCCUGGACCGCACAGCUGUAACCAGCCGAGGCGUGGCUGCCUGCGUCACCUGCCUGCCUCAGCUGCAGGUCCUAGGUCUGGCCAGCACCCAGGUGGGCGACUCGGUGGUGAGGUGCGGCCUGAUCCACUGCAAGCAGCUCGUCAAGCUCAACCUGAGCCGCACGCGGAUCACCGACCGCGGUCUGAAGUUCCUGCGGCAGAUGCACUUGAGCCAGGUCAACCUGGACUGGACCGGGGUCACCCUCUCGGGGUUCGCCGGCCUCGUUUCCUCCUGCCCCCACACCGCCAGCAUCCGGGCGAGCCACACCCGGGUCAUCCCCCCGGACCAGGUCUCUGACGACGACGAUGACGGCGGCGACGGGAACGACGACGGCAGCCUCCAGCCUUGAGGCCUCACACUCCCCCCUCCCCCCCCCCCCCCCCCCCCCCCUGCACGCAAGGUCGCCGCGGAGACGUCACCGUCCGAGGGGUGAGGCGGGAGACCGCGUCGCGGAAUCACCCGGACGCGGCGACGGGGUAACCGCCUCGACCAUCUACGGCGCACCAACCCCGGGAAAAUGAAGCCCUGACGCAUACAGACGAACCCCUGCUACUGCUGUAGAUAAAACCCGUAUUGAGCACCUUGGGAAAUGACAUACAAAGGAUUGUCAGAGGGUCAGGUCUGGCCCCCAUAUCAAAGCGCUGUAGUCCAUGCGAGUAUAUUAUUAUUAUAGUCUACAGUCAAUUCAAGUCUAUUAAUAUCUGUCCUUUCCACAGGACAUGAAAAUGUCUACCGUUUCCCCAAAAUCUGCUGGAAUAUGCAUGCACUUCCUAAUGCUGACAUGUCCCAUUAUUUUCUUAUGCAUAAAGCGCCUGCACUAGCAUUGUAUAUAACCCUCUCUUAACUGGUGAAUGAUAAGUCUGCAUUCUAUUACUUUCAAAACAGGCCACUGGCCUAUGCUGGACAGGGCCUGCAAUUACCAAAAAUGAUUGGUUAAUAUGUGAAUGGAUACCAAGUUAACAUCGGAAAAAAUAUUUCAUGUAGACAUAAAUGAGGCUUACUGCUCGUACAAUCUGUUUCGGACGGACGUCAGGUUUCCCAUAAAAGGGUCUGAACUAUAUGAUAAUUAUAAUGUUGAUACUUUGUCUCUUUAUUCUUUGUUACUGUUAGGUAUUGUCUAAUACACUUUGGCUGUGUCAGUUAGAAAUUAGAUUCAGUUUGAGAUAGGCAAUGUGCAAUGUCUUCAUACCAGAGAGGAUGAAGGUGUUGGUCCAACUCUCUGGAAUGAAAAAUAGUUUUUUCAUCCAUGGUUACACAUGGAGUUAAUCCAGUGUUGUUUUUUGUUGCCAGGUAGUUAAUGGUUUUAGAGUGACCUCCUGAACAGUUGCCCCCCCCCCCACACACACACACACACUAUGCUCUUGUUAUCAACUUAAAAGUGUUGCAUUGCUUUUUAUAUUUCAACAAAAAAAAGACUGAUUUAUCUCUAUACACCACCAAUCUUUUCUGUGGACAAGAUGGCUAAAAUUUAGUCUACCAAAAUGAAUAUUGCUCUGAUUACUACAAGCAAUCAGAGCAAUGAAUAUUGCUCUGAUUGCUUGUAGUAAUCACACAUGCAGUGGUGUUACACUGCUAGCACUAAACCCUGUAAGAGGAGUCUUUUUGUUAAAUUACUGCUACAUGUUGCAUCUGAUUUUGAAGCAUUUUCAAACAAUAGUUUUUCAGAGUGACUGUUCUUGACAAGGUGGAAAAUAGGCAAAGGACCAGCAAAUUAGUGUAUCGUUUCCAAUUAGCCUCCCAUGUUAGCCUCGUCCUGUUUUGGACAAAAAAUAAUUUGUUUUACAGUUUUUAUUGCCUUUAUUUUUGGAAAAUGGUUUCUGGUGUGUCACUGGCACACCUCACCUCCACAGAAAAUGGUCCAAUCAGCAGCAAAAUAGUGAAGGCAUCCAGUGAGUUCAGCACCUUGCACUUUGUGAUGGAGCUUGCUGCACUCCUGUUGGGUGUAAAUGUAGGUCGGCAUGGCACUCUAUUUCUGAAGCACCUACUGUCAAAGAGUAGGCUUAUAACUCAUAUUUUGGUGCAUAUUUGGGUUCUACAGUGCACUGUGGUGCAUGUCCAAAGCAGAUGACUCAAACUUCUGUAGUUUUGCCUCUUUGUUGUACUGCACUGAGAUGUAAAGUACUGUUUAUUUUUCAAAAUAUGUACUGGAACAACUGAAGUGCUCUGCACAUGGAAAGUGCUUAUUAAAAAAUACAUUUUGACCUUC
Molecule: messenger RNA, 4797 nt
Organism: Anguilla anguilla (European eel)
Lineage: Eukaryota; Metazoa; Chordata; Actinopteri; Anguilliformes; Anguillidae
Exons: 17
Coding region: 160-2940 (926 amino acids)
Molecular function (GO): protein binding
Source: RefSeq, a predicted model, not a curated record